This is a messenger RNA of Prorocentrum cordatum, 1044 nucleotides long. NCBI's taxonomy places the organism in Eukaryota, Dinophyceae, Prorocentrales, Prorocentraceae. The record is from the annotation of a GenBank genome assembly.
AUGUCUGGGAUCGAGUGGUGCAACGUGCCGAAGUCCCCACUGAGGACCACGAGGCUAGGCCGCGCCUUCGGGAUGGCCUCGGCUGCAGCUGUUGCACCGCCGACUGCCGUCGACAGCGAGGUGAUCGCGAUCGAGACCGCGCCCGUGAUGUCGCCAGAUCGGUUCGGUCGCCUGCCUGAAGUCGGAGAACCAGGCUUCGACUCCCAGAUGGGCGGUGAAGCUGCUGUGGAGCCCGCGUUCGCGGACACCGAGGUCGAGGACGAUGAAUCUGACGAGGGGCCCUUGAUCCGUGGUCGUGCCGCCCUCUCGCACACGAACGUCGUGGCAGGUGUCAAGCAGCAGGCCAUCGAGGCAGUCGACGAGAUGGUCAAGCAGAUCCAGGAGCUCUCCAGCACCAUGGACGAGGGCACGUUGGCGCAGCACCUCAAGAAGCUCUUCAAGAGCGACGCUCAGCAGGUGCUGAUGGCCGCGAAGCGUGGCGGGACGGCUCCAGAGACCGACAAGACGACGAUCGAGGUCGGCUCCGACGCGUCGCCUGCGGUGCAGGCGAAGGCGGCCAUGUGGGCCGAGGUGCAGGCCCAGGGCUUCAACUUCAGCACCAAGGGCACGGCUGGCAACAAGAUCGCGGGCGUGUGGCAGCGGCACCUCGAUGGCAACGUCGACAACGUGAAGACCGAGUACGGCAAAUGCAAGGGGAGGGAUGCCCAGCGGGCCUUCCGCAAGCAGUGGGCGGAGGGGAAGUUCAACGCCUUCAAGUCGGAGUUCGUCAAGACGGAGAAGAUCGACCACGAGUGGGCCAAGAAGUCCAAGAUGGUGAGCCUCUCCAGGAUGGCGUGGAAGUAUGGCGGCGGCAAGGAGGGCUGGAGGUCUGCCAGCUGCCACGCUGGCAAGUGCAUCCAGCUCGGGGCGCCGUUCGUGGAGUACGAGGAGUCCAGCGAGACGCUCCUCUACGCGUACAUCGAGCGCAGCUUCAACGAGCGCUUCACGCAGACGUGGGCGAAUCACCAGAGCUGGCUGCAGGCCUGGCCGGGCGUAGGUGUCUAA